ACGAAGGAGAGUGUUGUCUUGAAAAUUGUCGGCGGUUUUUUCUUCGCUAACGAAAGGAUUCCUUCUACUUUUGCGCUGGUUUUGACAGCAAACGGAUUCUUUGUGAACUUCUGCGUUACAUGGACACAUUUUUGUUUUAAUGGCGCCUGGCUAAGCUUCAGAAAUACUCGUGGAAAGUCGGGAGUGCUAGUGUCAGUCUAUCAAGUAUCCUAAACUGUGGUUAAAAUAUGUCAAUCUUAGAACAUGGAAUGCCUCACCAAACACCAAACUAAUACCUCURCCACUUCAAGUUAUUAUCUGUGUCGAGAUUUCAAGGUCUUAACUAACGGGAUAUGGACUUGAAAUAUUUGAAUCAUUCUUAGUUCUUCUGAAUUAUGUCAACGAGAAGUAUUUGUCGUUUGUGGGUCACGAAGCUUUGGGCUGCCCUGGCUACAGCAGUAGUUUUAAUAUUCUUGAUAUCGAGAACCAAUGCUAAAUGUGGCGGAAAAACUACAAUAAAAGAUCUAAAUGGAACAAUUUCUGAUGGUCCAGGAAAGUAUCCUGCAAAUACGCGCUGUGAAUGGCUGAUAGAAGCUCCACGGCCGAACAUGUCAAUAACUCUAGUAUUUGUGGAGUACUCCACCGAAUGCUCCUUUGACUAUUUAUUUAUCUAUGAUGGGCCAUCAUACCGGUCGCCACUGAUUGGGAGUUUCAGUGGAGAUUCGUCUCCAGGAGAAAUAAUUGCUACAUCUGGAAAGAUGUUAAUCAAUCUUUAUAGUGAUACCAAUUAUGUACUAGAAGGUUUUACAGCAAAUUAUACCAUCGAGGACUGUCCCAAGGAUUGCUCAGGCCAUGGGUCUUGCUCCAAUGGGAAGUGCAUAUGCAGUGGCACCUGGCACGGCAAAGCAUGUGACCUGCAUUGGUGUCCAGACAUCUGUAAUAUGGAUACUAAUGGGAUUUGUGAUACAGUCAACCAUCAUUGCGUCUGCAAUCCAGGCUAUGCAGGAGAGUCUUGUUUUCUUUCUCUAGAUUCCAAUAAUGGUGCUAAUUCAUGGUACAAAAUGGUAACCUACUUGGCUCAAUUUACACCUCGUCUAGGCCAUGCCGCAGUAUACUAUAAACCCACUGAUGAUAUUUGGUCAUUUGGAGGUUAUGAUUUAAAUUCUGCAAAUAAUAAUUUAUUGAAAUUUAAUUUGACAACUGCUCAGUGGACCAAAGUAACGACUCCCCAACCACACCCAGCUGGACGUUACUCACAUACAGCCACUUUAUACUACGAUAGUAUGAUAAUAUUCGGAGGACAGUUUGAUGAUGAACAUCUGACCAAUGAGUUAUGGAAGCUGAACCUAACUACACUGACCUGGACUCAACUGUCACCUAAUGAYUCUAAUGCUCCUCCCCCUGUCACUCAACACACAGCGAACCUGGUUGAUGACAAGCUAUACAUCUAUGGAGGUCAAACAACCAAUGAGACCUUUUCCUCAGCCAUGUACAGAUAUGACUUGAGCAAAGCAAACACUGGAUGGAUGGAAGUGAAAUACAAAAGUGGGAAAAACCUUGCAUUACGAGUGUUAGGGCAUUCUUCUGUCUACUACGAGGACAUACGGUCACUCAUUGUCUUUGGUGGAUUUUACUCGGCAUCAUCAAGAGAAAGUGUCAGGAAGAACAUGCUACAUGUAUUUCAUGUUGACGGCCUAGUGUGGACAGAGUGGAUGACGGCAGGGGACUCUAAUAAACCUAAACCACGUGCCUUUCACUCUGCCACAGUUGUAGGGGACUACAUGGUUGUUUUUGGGGGUAACAGACACGAGCAUAAAAAUGAUGAAACUUGUUAUGACAAUGAUGUUCAUUUCUUCAAUCUCAAGUGUCGGAAGUGGACCUCAAACUCAGUCUUCAAUGCCCUUUCAACAGCAUCACCUCAAUCAACAAAACCUCGGCGAGGUAGAUUCUCUCAUGUAGCCCUCUUACGAGAGUCUGUGCUCCUUAUCUUUGGAGGUUACAGUGGAGAACCUUUGGGUACUAUGUAUGCAUACAAGCUUCCUGAAGCCGUAACAGUGGAGAAUAGAACAGGGAUGGCAGUGAUUGCUGGACAUUGCAGUAGGUACUUAACAUCAGAGACAUGUGUUCCUGAUCCUGCUUGUGGCUGGUGCGGAAGUGAAGAAAAAUGCUUUGCAGCUCAAAUGUCCAGUCAGUGUUCUUCUGGAUGGCAAAUGGACAACUGUCCAGGGCCUUGUGGAGUGUACAGUCAGUGUACAUCUUGCUUGACGUGGGGCUCAAGACAUACGCCCAACUGUGGAUGGUGUGUCCAAGACAGUCGUUGCUACCCAGUGACAUCACCAAUGAAUGCAUGCAAGGCACCCACAUCAAGUAAUAUGAACGAGCUAAAAGGCUGGUGGGGUACUAGUGGACAAUUUUUGACUGGAUCAGUAGAUCAGUGCCGAUCAAGUGAUUAUCCACCUGGGAUGAUAGUUAUUUCGCAUACCACACCUCCAAAUACUAGCCACCCUGAUGAAGUUACCAUGGUGUCGACAUCUAAGGAUGUUAUUACUUACGAUGUGCUACUCUGGAACAAAAUUCUCAAGAAAACCCUGGUUGGUUUUGUUUAUCCUUUCAAGUACAGAACCUCCCCAUGGCCUACCUUCUUUCUAAGAGCAAGAACAAGCAAUUCUUUGCGCAUGAGUAACACUUUGUAUCUAAGCAAAGAUGCUAGCAAAAGCAACUCGAUGGAAGUUGCUCACUGUCCCUAUGGAAACAUACAAAGCUCAUGUUCAGCAAAAGCAUUCCGCCCCAACCAAGAUCUCUUUCCCAACCCAGGACAGGAUAAGAAGUACUAUACGAAAAUGGAAGUAGUCCUUCGAAUAGCCAACUCUUAUCAUGGUCCAGUUGAUUUUGAAGCUUCCUGGAAUGGCAGUGGAAAUGCAAUGUUUCUUUUGCCUAUAUCAGGUCACUUUCUACAGCCUUAUACCUCAGGAGGUAGUGAAUGUGCAAGUUUAACAAACUGUAUGCUCUGUAUGACUGACACAAGCUGUGGAUGGUGUCCUCUUACUAACAAGUGUGAGUCCCGCUCUUCGUCCACUGUCUGUCAAGAUGCAGCAGGACAUGUUCGACACCUUGUCCUUAAUGCUACUGACUGCUUUAGAUGUUCAGAAUUUGUUGACUGUGUGUCCUGUGCGCAGCAAAGUCUAUGUGAAUGGGUGCCAAUAGAUAACAUUUGCUUUCGGCAAGGCAGAGCAUCUUCAGCCCUCAUCCGGGAUCCAGCAUCUUGCAACCUGCCAUGUCACCAACGUGCAAGUUGUUCUUCAUGUGUAAGUGAUAAAUUAGGCUGUGCUUGGUGCGAGAAAACCUCAUCCUGUUUUUUGUUCGGUACCUAUGUUGCGCAGUACCCAUAUGGUCAGUGUACCUACUGGGUCGAUAGCAAAACCAGUAACCAAUGCARGAACUGCACCAUGCAUACAACCUGUAAAACCUGCUUGGCUGACAUACAGUGUGGAUGGUGUGGAAGUACUGACAACCCACUGAUAGGCAGUUGUUUUGGAGGAGACUUUGAUGGACCAAAUAAUGGCCAAUGUUCAAGCCUUGUGAAUAUCAACGGCAGCGUUGAUUGGUCGUACUCCAUGUGCCCGGAUGUGGACGAGUGUAGACUGGGACUACAUGACUGCCAUCAUAAUGCUACGUGUCAUAACGUGUAUGAUUCGUUUAACUGCGUGUGUAAUCGUGGAUUUACUGGGGAUGGCAAGAUUGCGUGUAACAAAACUUGCUAUAAUCCUUGCAUCCACGGAAUAUGUGGAUCUGAUUACACAUGUCAUUGUGAUCUCGGAUGGCUUGGAGAGAACUGUACCAUUGAUUGUGGUUGUAACGGACACAGUUCUUGUAACCAGGAUAUAGGCAUAUGUGACAAGUGUCAAGACUACACCCAUGGUAACCAUUGUGAACUAUGCGUGAGGGGCUCAUAUGGUAACGCAACGACUCCACAUGGGUGUAAGAAGUGCAGUUGUAAUGGUCACGGAGAUGUCAUGCAAGGAGAUUGUAACAUGACCACAGGAGUGUGCUUCUGUAAGGACAACACUAUGGGUGAACACUGUGAUAAAUGUUUGCCUGGGUUAAAAGGAGAUCCAAGGAAUGGUGGAAGGUGUUACCAUGAAUGCACUGGCCGAAGUGUCCUAACCAAUGUCACGGAAGGUGAUAUCUCCACAUUCGUAGGUGAAGGUGUGACAGACCGCAGUAAGGCAAGCUGUAUCUGGGUAAUAUCCUCAUCCAAGAACACGAGCCAUAACGUAAUCUAUGAGUCACAACCAGUGCAUGACAGAUCCUCAAUCACUCUUGACUUCCUCAAUAUGAGUCUUGAUUGUCUGACCAACCAUGUCGACAUUUAUGAUGGGCUACCAACCUUUAUUCUAGACUCCCGCUUGCCACACCCACCAGUGUUUUACAAGCUGGGCUCUUUCUGCGGAUCUAAGGAAUCUACGUACAAGAUCAAAGCAACUCUAGGCAACAUGGUGGUGAUGUUCCAAGGAGAUAUCUCGCAAGGACAACCCUCGAAUGGUUUUGGUGCUGUCUUCGCUGUCCAUAGGUGUACAGACAGUUGCUAUGGUAAUCGGCAGUGUGUGAUGACAGGCGCAGGGGAGUCGUGUGUCUGCAGAGAUAGAUGGGUGGGUCCUGAUUGUACUCAUCAAGUCUGCCCAAGUAACUGUAGCUCAUCAUUGGGACGAGGAGUUUGCAACACGGCGACUGCGCAGUGUGAGUGCACCGGUGGCUUCACUGGGCUUGACUGCAGUACCAUCGUACCUCCUGGCAAAGGAUCCUGGGAAACUCUCUACAACAAUCUAUUUCCAAACAGUAGUUACAGUGAUUUAGCUCGAAUGGCCAAUACCAUGGUAAUUCAUUCAAAUAACCUGUGGAUCUAUGGCGGGUUUUCGUUAUCUAUGGGGAUACUAAGUGACGUCAUGAAAUAUGAUGUCAUCGGCAAGACGUGGACUCACGUGACAACUAACCAGUUCCCUGUUCUCCUACCGUCGGCCAGAUAUUUUCAUUGUGCUGUAAUUUACCAGGUAUGUUUGGAAAUACAUUACUUUGGCAUCGUGUCGGUGUCCACUGGUAGAACGAAGCUUGGGAUUGGACAAAAUAACAAAAACAAAGAAAGCAUGGAUUAUGGUGAACAAUGUGUAUUGUUCUACAUGAGCGACAAGAGCUGGUUCAGUCACAUGGACCACAAAGAUUCCCGCGACUCCCUUGACUCAUGGGUCAUUGCACGCUCUACAGGUUUGUAUGGCCACAGUACCGUGUAUCACGCAGCUACUCAGUCUCUAUUGAUAUUUGGAGGGUAUCAAUUCAAAACACAUGAAGUACAGCCCUCGAGUGAACUGUAUUCCUUACACCUACCAAGCAGAACAUGGAACAUCCUAGAACCAUCACCCAACAAUAAGCCGUCACCCAGGUUCUUUCACGCUGCCACCAUAAUAGAUGACGUAAUGGUUAUUUACGGAGGGCGCAGCACCGCUGACCAUUUCUCUUCCGAAUUGUUGGCUUAUCGAAUUAACUGCAACAGCUGGCGUAUGUCUAUUGAUUCAAAUUCCAAUAUGGUGGGUGUUUCUCCUGGUGGCUUGAUCGGCGCCUCUGCAUACUCAAACAUCACCAAGACGUACAUUUUCGGAGGUUUUGAUGGCCAGGUCCAAAGCUCUUUAUACAGGCUUGCGUUACCAGUAGAUAUGUGCACGGGAAUGCGUGACAAGCUUACAUGCACCUCGGCACCUGGCUGCAACUGGUGUGAACUGCAUUAUACGAAUUAUUCCUCAAAUGAAUCAAGAAUAGAGAAUACUACAGCCUGUUACUCUGUCACGUCAGCCUUACCUACUAUGUGUCACGCCACCCCAAAUGUCACGCAUGCUCUGAUUAUUAACGGAACUCUGUGUAAUGUCGCGGCAGCGGAGCAAAGAGAUUGCAGAACAUACACCUCGUGUGGUUCGUGCCUUGGGUCAUACCCGGGUAGUUCAUCAAGCGCGCCGCGGUGUAAAUGGUGUAUGUUGUGUUCAGGGGGUGGUAAAUGCGUUGACAAGGUCAUCACAUGCAGUAGUACCGCUUCCUGUCAAAUAUCACAGAAUCAACGCACAAGUCUGGCUUCGUGUCCUGAAACAUCCUGCCGAGCACCGACCUGCGCAAACUGCUUGCGCGAUUCAUCCUGCAUGUGGACACCACAGCUGAAAUGGAUCAGCGAUACCCAAGAACAGCUGUCUACAAAUGAUGUUGCAUAUCCAUGGAUGUGUUUCAAAACCUCGCUCAAGUCAAAGCAUUCUGGUAUAUCGUAUACAGUAGAAAGUACUCCAGACUGUCCUAAGGAUUGUACACAGUUUGAUACCUGCAAGUUGUGUCUUGACGCAAAGGGUGGUGAUGGUGGUUGGAACGAGUGCCUGUGGAGCGAGACUCAAGGCAAGUGUUACUCACCAACAUACCUCCCGAUGGCCGAAGUGACAGGCUCAGCAGGGCGUAUCCUUCGUGGCUCAUCUCAGCAGUGCAUGCCUGACUGCUUUCGCAAUACCCAAUGUUCUACCUGCAUCCAGAGCUAUAACUGUGGAUGGUGUAGUAAACAAAACUCGAAUGGCCAAGGAUUAUGUAUGGAAGGCGGUCUAAAAGGUCCCUUAAGGGGUACGUGCCAAGGGCGCACCAUUGACAUUGGUCAUAACAUCACCACGCAUAUAAGUACCCUUGAGCAACGUGUGUGGGCUUUCUCGCUGUGUCCUCUUGAGAACGAAUGUCUGAACCAUCGACACAACUGCACGUCUCUACAGAACUGUAUCGACACAGACGAGUCGUAUAUAUGUGUAUGUAAACCAGGAUACAAACAAAUUGCAAGUGAUAAGUGCGAGCCUGUCUGUGAUGACGGCUGUGUUCAUGGCGAAUGCGUCACCCCCAACAACUGUUCCUGUCACUUUGGCUGGACUUCCUCCAACUGUUCCAUCGAGUGCAAGUGCAAUAAACAUGGUCAUUGCCUCAACGAGACAAGCCUUGAUACUUGUGUCGACUGUCGCAAUCACACAACGGGCAAGAGCUGCCAGUUCUGUGCACCUUUGUACGUGGGUAACGCUGUUAAUAAUGGCUCGUGUGAGUCAUGUUAUGAGACAUGUAAUCGAAGUGCAGAUGUCUGUAUGGACAAGGAAAAUCUCACCAAGGCCAUUAACCUGAGUUUAUCUCUAGAUCCUAAAGAGGUCUUAAAGUGGCUCGACUAUGGUCCUAAAACCAUAGACGAAGAUGGAGAAUGUCUUUGCCAAGGAAAAAGCCGAGGAAUCGAAUGUAAACACUGCAUUCCUGGAAACUUCUUUGAGAAUGGUCGCUGUUCAGCCUGUAGAUGUAACGGCCACGCAGACGUCUGUACCGAAGAGGGACGAUGCGACUGUAAAAAUAACACAGAACAGGAUUGCAGAAGCUCACGACCCUGUUAUGAUACACAGUGCGUUAAAUGCAAGGAUUCCACCAAAUUCCUUGGUCGACCAGAAAAUAAUCGUCAGUGUUACUACAAGAUCAUCCACAUGCAAGAAUUCGUCAUCAGCGCAACACCAGGAAUAGACCCGAAUGACAACAGCGUCUCAUCAUCUCCACUCCCUAAAGGAGAAACAGUAAGCUAUGUGGUCUAUCCAAGGUACACUAACGUUGAUAUACGAGCCACAAUCGACGUGUUUCAGGGUGGGAUCGACGUCUACGUGUCGACAUACGAUGGCACUUUUGCUGUGUAUCUUAAUAAGACAACGUGGACGCACGAGAUUGUCGUCUCAAACUCCAUGCGCAAGCGUCGAGACGUCGGAGACUCGUCGGAAUCUCCGAACAUUAUCGAUGUGCACGCAGGUGAAGACAAGCUAAAUACAUUUGUUUAUCUUCACUCGACGUCCGCUAUCAUUCGAGUGCGUAAUGUUAGAAAUCGUUUGAUAUUAACGUUUCCUUACAUGGCGCAUUCCUUAAGCAGUAGUCGGUUUUAUAUGGUAUUUCUUGGCGUUGGCGACGAAACACGUUCAGACACUACUGGUAUAGUGUAUUUUCGCCAGGAUUUAUCCCAGAUAGAUCUGUUCGUGUUCUUUUCUGUAUUUUUCUCCGUCUUCUUCUUGGUCUUGUCUCUGUGUAUUAUCGCGUGGAAGAUCAAACAGUUCCAUGAUCGUCGCAGAAUCGCACAAGUCCAGGAGCGUGAGUUAGUCAACAUGGCUAGUCGUCCAUUCGCUACUUAUUCAUUCUUGACCGACAAAAGCGCACCUCGGAGCUGUUGGAAAAUCAAACGCGAGCACUCCAAGCGCAGCAUCUCACGUAAGUCGUUUUUCCAUCUGAAAGAAGCUUCGAAUCGUCCUACCAUUUCACCCGUCGCUCUGCAGGCCACAGACGACGUCAGGGCUGCUAUUACGACAGUUAUGCUUCAGUUGCCUAGCAACGAGUGCUCAGACUUCCAACUGGCUUUUGGAACGGCCAUAACAACCUCUAGUAGCCAGCAUUCUCUGGGUGUCUUCUUUGGACAUCAGUUAUUAAAUGGACACAAAAUUAACACGAGACAGACAGUCACUGCCACAUCUUAGUACAUUUAAUUUCAAUUCUAAUUGCAUGCUGUGGGUCUUUAUAUUAUGGGAAUCCGAAUUUUCACGUUUUUUUUCUGGGGUCUGACAAAGCGACCAAAGGAAUUAUAGAGCCCGGUUUAAUAAAUGCAUCAUACCAUACCAGUGCAUUAUAUAAAACUCAAUAUAUCCAUAUAUAGGCACAUUAUUACAAUACUCGCACUGAAUACACAAUCUCAGACACACAGGUAGCCCAAACUAACAUUUGGUGCUUGUAAUUUCGAUAGCUUGGUCUACCUGUGUCACGAGUUUCACAGUUUGUCGCGUCCUCAUUCCGAUAACCACAGCUAUCCCUCAGUUUUCAAUAAAUGAAAGGCACUAAGAGCAAGGAUAUUUUCUGUUCUUUUGGAAACAGAAACGAGGGAUUAUAACCUACAGUAAAUCUCGACAAUAUUGGCCGAAAUUUUUUUUCUUUUUUUUUGUAUCUGAAGAUAUCGAAGAAUAUUUUUACUAAAAUUUUUAGUGAAACAAAAUAACUCUGAAUUUUCUAGACAAAUUUUUUUCAUGAAUCGUGUGUCAAUAAAGUCGGGGUUUUACGAGUGGCGCACCUAAAACCCGCUUGCUGUAAAUAGAUUUCAUGUGAAUUGCGAAACGUUUUUUUAAUUCAACUUUAUUUUCUGUCAAUUGUAAAUAUACCUAAAAGAAUUCUUUUGGAUACGAAAUGUUGUUGAGAUGAUAUAUUAAUAAUACUGAAUAUUUUAUUGGUUCAUAAUGAAAUAGAUAUUCAUAUGCUCGCACAAAUCUAAUGACGUCAUUUAGGUGAAGUCACACAGCCGCCAUCUUGAUUGUGAUGUAUCUAGUUUAUGUCAGUUCUUAUCCGCRCAUUGAGUUAGAACAUAGUUAAUGGAGCGGUGGGAACUUGGUUGGAACUAAGACAAGUAGUUAACUUCAUUUUUAUUUGUAAUUUGGUUAAGAUGACUGUUGUGUGAUAUGAAGCCCUUUGUGAAUCCCAAAUCAGAUAUGAAAAAUAUUAAAACUGUUCACUUUGGUGUUUUUA
Molecule: messenger RNA, 9558 nt
Organism: Actinia tenebrosa (Australian red waratah sea anemone)
Lineage: Eukaryota; Metazoa; Cnidaria; Anthozoa; Actiniaria; Actiniidae
Product: multiple epidermal growth factor-like domains protein 8
Molecular function (GO): calcium ion binding; protein binding
Source: RefSeq, a predicted model, not a curated record